This is a messenger RNA of Nothobranchius furzeri (turquoise killifish), 1072 nucleotides long. It is a transcript of the gene vamp1a, whose product is annotated as vesicle associated membrane protein 1a. The record is from RefSeq and is a predicted model, not a curated record. Gene Ontology annotation, cellular component: SNARE complex; plasma membrane. Gene Ontology annotation, molecular function: syntaxin binding; SNAP receptor activity. Gene Ontology annotation, biological process: vesicle fusion; SNARE complex assembly; vesicle-mediated transport. Lineage: Eukaryota; Metazoa; Chordata; Actinopteri; Cyprinodontiformes; Nothobranchiidae.
GUGAUGGACAGAUGGUGUUUUUCUGCGCAGCUUCAGUUUCUUUGAUCUCCUUUCAGUUUAAGAGAAAGUUAAAACACCGGGAAAAGAAAACAAACGGAACUUUUAUUUUAUUUUAUUUUAUUUUCUGAAGCACCCCCAACCCCUGUUGUUACUACUCCCCCUCCCUCCCCCCUCUCUCACAGAUAAUCCCAUCAUCCCACCGCUGAGAUGUCGACUCCAGACGCAGCCGGUGCACCAGGAGCCCCCGGGGCCCCGGAGGGUGAAGGGGGCCCUCGAGCUCCGCCCCCUAACCUGACGAGCAACAGACGUCUUCAGCAGACGCAGGCGCAGGUGGACGAGGUGGUGGACAUCAUGCGCGUGAACGUGGACAAAGUCCUGGAGCGGGACCAGAAGCUGUCAGAGCUGGACGAUCGGGCCGACGCCCUGCAGGCCGGAGCUUCGCAGUUCGAGAGCAGUGCCGCCAAACUCAAGAACAAGUACUGGUGGAAAAACUGCAAGAUGAUGAUCAUGAUGGGAAUUAUCGGCGUUAUUUUUGUUGGUGUCAUUUUCUUGUAUUUCUUCUAUUGAGCUGCUCUUCACAGGACGAGUGAAAAAGCAACCCCGCAGGGCAGAAUCCAGCCAUCCUCAGCGCUCUUCAUCCUCCUCUUCCUCAGAGACGCAUAGCCCCGCCCUCCCCUCUGCACCAGUCAGGUUUACUGGGUUUAUUGGUGUCACUGGGAGGAGGGACUUUCGCGUUUAUAGAAACUCGUUUUAAUCUUGAUUUGUGCUUCAUGUUGUUUCCAGUAAAGAACGACACAAACUGUUCUGUGUCUGUUAUUAUUGACUCUGACGCCCUAAUCUGAAUCUCAGCAUGCCGCUGAGUGUUUAUUGGAAAAUUUCCCUUUUUUAAUUUAACUUUUGCACCAAAAAGAGGAGCAGGAAGCAUUUCCUCCUUGAAAUUCUGCAGGAAAACCGUGACGUUGUGUUUUAUUGGAGGAUCAUGAACUCAUUUCACCUCUGUGCUCUCCUCCCAGGCUUGUUCUGUGUUCAUCUGUCGAAGCUGCUAAAAUAAAAUUCAAUACAAUUAGAAACA